UUACAGGAGCAAACUUUUUCCUGUUAGCGCAAAGGUAGCUGGCCAGGUGGGUCUUUCUCUCAACACCUCGCCUCGCCAAUCCUUCUCUAAAAUAAAGCAAAGACUCCGGAGGAAGCGGGAUCGGCCUUUCCCCGGACACCUGGAGGCUCGGGACUUAGCCUGGAGAAGGAUCCGAUUUGUAUGAAGGAAAGGGGGGUCAGGUGGAGGUAGGAGGGAACCCGGCUUCUGCUGCAUCCCCGCCGAGCGCUCGCAGCCAUGCCCAGGGCAUUCCUGGUGAAAAGGAAGGAGCCUUAUCCCGAGAUCCGCGACUGGAACGAGCUGCCCGACGAGGAGCGCGCCGACACCUACAUACCAGUCAUUUUGAAUAGUUUCCCGAGUUACCAAGAAGGGAAAACCGAAAAUACCGCACCCGGAACAAUCGGUUUGGACGAACUGUUAAACGAUUCAAACGAGCGCCGCCUCCUUUGCAAGACCGAACCGGGCCAGGAGAAUGCUGAGGAGCAAGUUCUGGAGUCGGAAUUCAAAAAGCGCAGUGUCUUGCGAACGAAAAUCAAGAUCACAACUGGCGAGUGCAGCGAGGCCACCUUCUGCUGCCAGGUGUGCAGCAAGGGCUUCCGGUUACAGCGCAUGCUCAACCGGCACCUCAAGUGUCACAACCAGGUGAAGCGCCACCUAUGCACGUACUGCGGCAAAGGCUUCAACGACACCUUCGACCUCAAGAGACACGUCAGGACGCACACUGGUAUUCGCCCCUACAAAUGCAGCCUUUGCCACAAAGCCUUUACGCAGAGAUGCUCCUUGGAGUCACACCUGAAGAAAAUCCAUGGCGUGGCACAGAAGUACAGCUACAAGGAGAGAAGAGCUAAGCUCUACGUCUGUGAGGAGUGUGGCUUCACAGCCAUAAACCAAGAGGACCUCUACCUCCACAUGAGGCAGAACCACCCAGAAAACCCCCUGCUUAAAAAGACUUCCAAGAAAAUAGCUGCCUCCUUGCAGAAGAAGUUGCUGCACAACAGUGAUGAGAGCAAGGACUCUGAAUAGGAACAAAGGUAUUAGAGCCUACACUGAAGCUUCAAUGCUUUAACUUGAUGGUUGGUGCCAAGGAGAUAGUUCCUGCUGUGUUUCCUAUCAGUGUCAACCAAUCCCCUUUGACCUGUCUGCCAGGUAGAUGAAUCAGAGAGGAUAUUUAGGCUGUUGCUGAUACACAGAGAUCAGAUCAUAUUUUCAGGUCCUGUGAAAAGGAGAUUAACUCUAGGGCCCUACAGUCAUGGAUGGAAUCUUUGUCCUUCUAUCCCGUGUCUGGGAAGGUGAUGGUACUUACAAUUUGACCCAAUCAAUUGAGCCGCUUCAAAGGACAAUUACAUUAAGGCUCAGUGUCUGAGCAAUGUUUGGGGCUUUUCAGCAUUUCUCAGCAGUCUUUCCUGUCAAUCAUCUUCUUUGCUCUUUAAUGUUUGGUUCUGGGUACAUUUAGCUCCAAAGUAUGCACUGUAUCCACUUAUAAAUUUGGAGGUUGGAAAAUAAAACAUGCACAUAAAGGAAAAACAUGGUGAACUUCCAAUAUUUUGUGCAAAUUUCUCAACUUUCAGAGAUUUUCAAAAUGCUUUACUAGCCAGAAAAAGUACGACACUUUGUAAAAAUAAAUACUUUACAUGAAGACACAAGAUGUUGCAGAUGCUGGAAAUCCAGGGCCACACACACAAGAUACUGGAGGAACUCAGUAGGUCAGGCAGCAUCUAUGGAGGGGAAUUAAACAGUUGACAUUUUGUGCUGAGACUCAUCACCCAAACCGGAAGGGAAGGGGGAAUAAGCCAGACACAAGAAGGUGGGAGGGUUACAAGCUGACAAAUGAUAGGUGAAGCCAGGUGAGGGGAUGGUGGGUGGGUGAGAAGCUGGGAGCUGAUAGGUGGAAAAGGUAAAGGGCUGAAGUAGGAGAUAUUUGAUUGGAGAAGAGAGUGGACCAUGGGAAUGGGGGAGGGGCACCAGAGGGAGGUGAGAAGUAAGAAGAGAAGGGGUAAGAGGGGAGCCAUGGCAAAUGGAAAAAGAGAGAAGGAGGAUGUGAGAGAAAUCACUGGAAGUUAGAUAAAUCAAUGUUCAUGCCGUCAAGCUAGAAGCUACCUAGACAGAAUAUGAGAUGUUGCUCCUCCAACCUGAGAAUGGCCUAAGCCAUGGCCCGACAUGUUGGAAUGGGAAUGUGAAUGUGUGGACCCAGGGAAAUCCUGCCUGUUAUGGGUGGCGUGAGGGGCUCGACAAAGCAGUGCUGCAGUCUACGUCGGGUAGCACCUAUGUAGAGAAGGCUGCAUCAGGAGCGCUGGCCACAGGAUAUGACCCCAAAAGGCUUGCAGGUGAAGUGUCACCUCACCUGGAAGGACUGUUUGGAGCCCUGAACGGUGCUGAGGGAGGAGGUGAAGGGGCAGUUGUAGCACUUGUACUACUGGCAGGGAUAUGAAGAUAUGAUUUAUAGUCAAUGUCUUCCCAGUCCCUUCAGCAGUUACAUAUUCUGCUUGAAACCGUUCUUAAGAAUCACUUCAGAAAACAAAGUUGGGUUGUUUAUUCUGCAGAUUGCAUGUCAACCACUUCAAACCACAUUGUCAAGGUUGUGGGGAACUCUGGGCUUUGACUGUGUUCUGACUGCAAGAAGCCUCAGUGUUGUCUUUGUAAAACUUCCAAGCAGCUCUAGAACAGGGAUUCACAGACCCCUCAGUUAAUGGUAGGGGUCCAUGGCAUAAAAAUGUUGGGAAACCCUGCUCUAGAAUGUUCAGUCUUGAGAAUUAAUGAAGAAAAGGAUUCCUGGUUACAAAAUGGCCAUCGGACAUGCCAAAGGACUUUAGUACCGAUGAUGGAAGAGUGGUCAGUGAUGUAAUGCAGGAAGCUGGAAACUGGCAAUUUGCACACGUCAAGGCCACAAGAGACAAUAUGAGAUAACCUUUAAGAGAUGCUCAUUCAUGAAUGAUACAGUAUAGACCCUUCAGCCCACCAUGUCUUUACUAGCCAUCGACCAUAUACCAGCACA
Messenger RNA from Mobula hypostoma (lesser devil ray), 3010 nucleotides. RefSeq names its product putative transcription factor Ovo-like 1. Bases 256 to 1041 code for a protein of 261 amino acids. The record is from RefSeq and is a predicted model, not a curated record. Gene Ontology annotation, molecular function: RNA polymerase II cis-regulatory region sequence-specific DNA binding; DNA-binding transcription factor activity, RNA polymerase II-specific. The transcript has 4 exons. Gene Ontology annotation, biological process: regulation of transcription by RNA polymerase II; epidermal cell differentiation. NCBI's taxonomy places the organism in Eukaryota, Metazoa, Chordata, Chondrichthyes, Myliobatiformes, Myliobatidae. Gene Ontology annotation, cellular component: nucleus.